UUGAGCAGUGACUGUUUUGGUUUGUUUGUAAUCAUGGCUGCUGGUUGCUGUGGGGGAAAGAAGGAGAAACAAAAUUAUCAUUUCCAUCCUUGCUGCAAUGGCACAAUCGUUCAUCCCUAUACUUGUCAACCAAGUAUUUAUCGAGGUGGAAUGGUGGUUUGCGUUGAAAUGUGUUUUUUCUGUUUUGAUGUUUUGUACUGCUAUUUGAAUCAGUACGAGUCCCCAAAGACUCCCAAUUUUCCAAAUGAGAACUAUCCUUUGUUUGUAACUUGGAAGAUUGGGAAGGAUCGAAAAUUACGUGGCUGUAUUGGAACAUUUAAUUCAAUGAAUCUAGCAUCUGGUUUGAGAGAAUAUGCUGUUACCAGUGCAUUUCGUGAUAGUCGCUUCAGUCCAAUCACUCGGGAUGAAUUCCCUAAACUUCAUGUAUCUGUUUCAAUCUUGCGCCAUUUUGAAGAUGGACGGGAUUACUUAGAUUGGCAGAUUGGUAUUCAUGGAAUACGUAUUGAAUUCAACACAGAGAAGGGCUACAAACGGACUGCCACUUAUCUUCCUGAAGUUGCUCCAGAACAAGGUUGGGACCAGAUACAAACUAUUGACUCUUUGCUCAGGAAAGGUGGCUACAAAGGUGUGAUCACUAGUGAUGUGAGGAAGUCUAUCCGUCUUACCCGUUACCAAAGUGAGAAAAUCACAGUCAGCUACAAUGAGUACAAGAAUGCUUGGCGUUCUAGAUGCUGCUAGCAACAAGCUCACGCUAGCUCUCCAAUGCCAGCUAGCGUGGGCACAUAUGGAAAUUCCUCACCGUGGACCACCAUGCCCCUUCCAUAUGGUCAAAGCCUAUGGUCUGUACCUGGGACAGGGUAUUCUGGACUUUAUGGGCCUAGCUUACCGUUCCACCCAUCUUCUCCAGGCCCUUGGUGUUGGAAGCCUUAACCCAUGAUAAAGAUACUCAGCAGUUGAAAAAGUUGCUGACUUGUGCCUCAAGUUCCAUUAACAUAGUUUUUCAUUCUUAAACAGCAGACACUGCCAUGCCUGGGUGUACAGUGAAACCUUGUGUAUUCCCUACUGAAAUUUUUAUUUUAAAGUGAUAUUUUGGAAAAUUUUCUUUUAGUGGAACUUUGUUUUGUUAUUGAUUAGUUAAAAGAAAUUAAAGAUUUUUUUUUUUGUCUACAAGGAAGGAAACCUUUCUGUUUGACAUUUUAAAUGAGGAUUUUUUUUCCCCCAUUGUGAGAAUUGAUUGGGAAAUUUUCUUGUAACAGGAGGUACUUAAAUAUUAAUGCGAUUAUGAUUUCUGUAACUAGAGCGGUUAGAAAUAAUUAAAUAGAAAUUCAAAUAAGAUUUAAAUAAUUUAUAAUCAGAUAAAAAUAUAUCAAUCAUAAAAUUAAUAGUUUGUUUUCUCAAUAGUUUAAUAAAAUAUAAAAACAAAUUUAAGUCAUGUUUUUACUGAAAUUAAUUUUAAAACAGAUUUACUUUUUUUAAAUAAAAUAACAAGAAUUAUGAAGGCAAUUUAUUCACAGAUUUCUAAACGUUUCAAAAGUUUUCAGCUAUGCGUUCAAUUAUUAUUUUUUAA
Molecule: messenger RNA, 1567 nt
Organism: Argiope bruennichi
Lineage: Eukaryota; Metazoa; Arthropoda; Arachnida; Araneae; Araneidae
Product: nuclear protein AMMECR1-like
Exons: 5
Coding region: 34-738 (234 amino acids)
Source: RefSeq, a predicted model, not a curated record